AUGGAAGAAAGCCGCCACCAAAAGGAGCUCCAGCUCCUCCCUCAAAGCCCUCCUCCUCCUCCUCCUUCCCUGCCGUCGGAAUCAUUCACCUUCCGGUACCGAUCCUCCUCCUCCUCGUCGUCGUCGUCGAAGAUCGACUCCGAUCAUCCGAAUCAGCAGUUGGGAUCGGGCCCAGCUCCGUCGCUGGACCUGCAGCUGUCAAUCAGCGUGCGGCCCUUCCACGGGGCCGGGAGCAGCAGCAAACAAAGUCGAGCCGCCGCCGCGGGUGGAGGCACUGGGGAUCAGGUGGAGGCGCUGAGGUGGCAGGCGGCGGAGCAGAUGCGGGUGGCGGCGCUGGAGAAGGCGUACGCGGAGCGGGUGAGGGAGCUGAGCCGGAGGGAGAUGGAGCUGGCCCACUCCGAGUUCGCACGUGCCCGCCUCCUGUGGCAGCGUGCCAGGGAGGAGGUCGACAAGGCCCACCGCCUCAAGGAGCGAUCUGCCGCCCCUUCCGCCGCCGCCCCCGCCGCCGCCGCCACGUGCAUGGAGAUCACUUGCCAAUCUUGCAGGCAAAAAUUCAAACCUAAUUGA
Linum tenue is the source of this 567-nucleotide messenger RNA. The record is from the annotation of a GenBank genome assembly. NCBI's taxonomy places the organism in Eukaryota, Viridiplantae, Streptophyta, Magnoliopsida, Malpighiales, Linaceae.